Molecule: messenger RNA, 1400 nt
Organism: Scylla paramamosain (green mud crab)
Lineage: Eukaryota; Metazoa; Arthropoda; Malacostraca; Decapoda; Portunidae
Exons: 4
Coding region: 509-1201 (230 amino acids)
Source: RefSeq, a predicted model, not a curated record
GAGGUGAAGAUUAUGCAAUAGAUUAAAGUGCACCUCUACUCGUCUAUUAAUUAAAACAGUAAAAAUAAAAAUUCUGUUCGAGUCUUUUUUUCUUACUACGUACACAUUAUAGUCAGUCCAAAUUACAACAGCACUGUAGAAAUGGUGCAGAAGUGGAUAAAAGAAGUAGAAUGAUGGUGAAAAAGACUGAAUAAUAAUAAAACAUACUUCUUGCUAGUACAGUACGGUAAGAAAAAAACUCCCCACAGAUAUUAAGGGACUGAAAACACCACACGACAAAGUAUAGUACCUCUUAACAUACCCAAGAAUUGUCCAUCAUUGCCUUGACUCCCUCCCAAGGCUACCCAAGCUUUUCACUCCGCGCUGCCCGCCGUGAAGCUCCCUGUACAUACUUUAGAAGGCUCCAGGGGUUGUCUUAGGUCCUUUCCUGCCCCGCCCCGGACUAUGCAGCAGGGGAUGUGGUGUGUAAGAGCGAGGGGAGUGAGUGUGUGAAGAACUAUACCUGAGGAUGAAGGUCCCACAUUACCUGCAGGCCCUGAAGGCGCGCCAGAGGGAUAAUUCUGAGAGCAGGUCCUCCAGCCCCCGCGACUCCGGCCUUGUGGUGUCGUCAGCCGCGCCCUCAGACACAGAAGGUGGUGAUGCGCGGUCUCCCACGCACGGCUCCUUCAAGAAUUCGCUGGCAUUCUUCCAAAGGGCGGCGCAUCUUGUCGCCGCCAACACGAGGAAUGCAGCGCAAGGUUACCGGCAGAAGGACUCCCGGCGAAGGUCCUCCCGCGGUAGCAGCACCUACAGCAGCAGCGGCAGCGAAGUGUGGAGCGUCAACUCGGAAGACUUGACUGCAGGGGACUUGGCGGCUUCUGGGGGCGUGAGGGGGGACCUGGAUGGGGACCUGCUGGGGUACGUGGACGACCAGGGCACCUACGAGCAAGUCCUCUUCAUCAACGGACGACCACAGUAUCAGGAUGACUUCGGCUCGGGGGGCGAGGAGAGCAUCGCCAGCUGGUCAGCACCACAGUUUCACGCCAAACUCCGAGGUGGCAACUCAGCGGAGGUGGCGGACGGUCGCCGCCAACUCACCUCAGUCGUUCACACCUCCUCGGCCGUGGCUGGCGCGCCGCCCCCGCCUCCCAGCCCGACCCUGAGUGCCUCACCCCCUCGAGGACGUCGUACACGUCUGCCGGAGAUCUCGAGCAUCUGGUAACGCUGCCCCGCAGGAAGCCAUACCUUAACUUUAAGAGCGUGUCGUGCACGGCAGACCUGCCCGGCGUCGGUGGGGGUUUGUCCACUGACUUCGAUAAUGGAAGUCUGAGUGACUUUAAGGAGCGCCUUGGAGUGACCAGAGGCAGCGACCCGACCACGAUAACACGAGCACAGAGUUUUAAGGAAGGACUUAACUAUUA